Microtus oregoni (creeping vole) is the source of this 381-nucleotide messenger RNA. Its product is annotated as keratin-associated protein 6-2. Bases 1 to 381 code for a protein of 126 amino acids. The record is from RefSeq and is a predicted model, not a curated record. NCBI's taxonomy places the organism in Eukaryota, Metazoa, Chordata, Mammalia, Rodentia, Cricetidae. The transcript is spliced from 2 exons. Gene Ontology annotation, biological process: hair follicle development.
AUGUGUUGUAACUACUACGGAAGCUCCUGCUAUGGCUGUGGAUAUGGCUCAGGCUAUGGCUGUGGAUAUGGCUCAGGCUACGGCUGUGGAUAUGGCUCAGGCUACGGCUGUGGAUAUGGCUCAGGCUAUGGCUGUGGAUAUGGCUCAGGCUAUGGCUGUGGAUAUGGCUCAGGCUACGGCUGUGGAUAUGGCUCAGGCUAUGGCUGUGGAUAUGGCUCAGGCUACGGCUGUGGAUAUGGCUCAGGCUAUGGCUGUGGAUAUGGUUCAGGCUAUGGCUGUGGAUAUGGCUCUGGCUAUGGCUGUGGAUAUAGCUCCUAUUAUAGGUCUGGAUGCUGUGGCUACCGACCAUCUUGCUACAGAAGAUGCUGUUCUUGUUGCUAG